GUUUGAUAGUUACUGUACCAUUCCGAUCACAAUAAAAAUAUUCCGAUAGUCCAUGAACGCAGCCUUGGGUUUGGUUUACACCUCAAACGCUUGCAAAAUGCUAAAGGAAAAUAUAUUAUUUUGGCAUCUCUGUGAAGAACAGCACGUCCUUAAAAACUCUGUAUAACAUAGUAGGCUCACAAUGGAUGAAGAAGCAAAGAUGCGAACCAGAUGUCAUCUUUUGGACUUGCCCUGGGAGGAUGUACUUGUUCCACACAUUUUGUGCUAUUUGCCGCUGCAACACCUUGUCAGCCUGCAGAGGGUGAGCAAGCAGUUCCACAGCCUCAUCCAGAUGUAUUUGGCCAACUGCAGGACUUUUGAUCUGUCCUCGAUUGGACCAUCCAUUCCCAAGGAAGCGUUUUGCUCCAUCUUAAAGGACAACAAACUUCUCCACAGCCUGUCACUCCAGAACUGUUCAGCCUGGGUGACAGACAAGGAGCUGCUGCCAGUUAUCGGCCAGAACCAACACCUGCAGAGAGUGGACAUGAGCGGAUGUGUUUGGCUCACCCGUCACUCCCUGGUGGCAGUGUCCUUGAGCUGCAUGCACCUUCAGAACCUCGGGCUGGCGCACUGCGAGUGGGUGGACAGCCUGUCCCUGCGCAGCCUGGCUGACCACUGCAGGGGGCUGCAGUCCAUUGACCUCACCGCCUGCCGCCAGCUCAAAGACGACGCCAUCUGCUACCUGGCCAAGAAGUGUUUGAAGUUGAGGUCUCUAUCUUGUGCAGUCAACGCCAACAUCACUGAUGAGUCAGUGGAGGAGGUGGCCAAAAACUGCAGGGGCCUGGAGCAGCUGGACCUGACAGGCUGCCUGCGGGUCAGGAACCAGUCCAUCAGGACUCUUGCAGAGUACUGCCCGAAGCUGCAGUCCUUGAAGGUGAAUCACUGUCACAAUGUGACAGAGUCAAGCCUGGAUCCUCUACGGAAGCGCAAUGUAGUGAUAGACGUUGAGCCACCUUUACAGAGGGCUCUGGUGCUUCUUCAGGAUGUGCUGGGGUUUGCUCCCUUUAUCAAUCUCCAGAUAUAGCCGAAGGGCCAUCUAUCUGUCCAACAAGUGCACACAGGUGUCCUCAUCAAAGCAGUUACUCUGCUGCAUCACGUGUACGUGAGUUGCUCUCACGUCAAGACAAUUCAAGCAGACCUGGAUGUUUUCACACUCAAGUUUAAAAAUAAUGUCGACAAAAACACUCACUGGAGUGUGAUCAAAAAUGCAUAUUUAAGAUGAAACUGAAAACAAGUUUGCAUUUGCAAAUGACUGAAGAAAGCCAUGUACUUUUAAGAAUUUCUGCCUCAUGUCCAAAAGAUGUCACUGCACUAUUUGGUAAUCAUUCAGUGUUGUAAUAAUGUGGCUAUUUAAGUACAGACAAUUAAGUAAAGUGUAUUGUUUUGUUGUUGUUAAACUACAUACUUUACUUUGUGUGUAUGACACUUUAAGAAACAUUUAAUCUUAUGUUUCAUUUAGAAACAUUAAAAAAAUAUGUUUGAGUUUAAUUAAACAUUUCAUUUUGCAUGUAUGUGCCAGUUUAAAAUAUAAAUUCACCCAAAUCACGCAAAAACAUUUUUUCUCACUUGCACCUUCAUGUGUCCAGGUUUUUUUUAAUGUGUCUGCACUACUGAGACUUCUGCUUUCACCAAAAUACAAUGAAGGUGAAUGCAAUUUUGUUAGUGGUGCUUAGGCAUGGGCCGGUUACCGGUUUCAAGGUGUACCGUGGUUUGAAAAAGUUUCAAAACCACUGAACUUUUCUGUCAUACCGUUCCUAAGGUAUGAGCUGUUUUUUGUGAAGGACAUAAAGUGCAGUUUAGAAAUCUCUCUCCCUGCCAGUGUGCAGUGGGUUAAAUACAUUGUGUUGAAUGGAAAAAAAAAUUUUUUUUACCCAGGCAUUUAAAAAAAACUAAAACAUUCUAAAGCUGUAAUUGUAAUACUGUGAAACCGUGAUAUUUUUCCUGAAGGUUAUCAUACCGUCAGAAUCUUAUACCGGCCCAUGCCUAGUGGUGCUGACCAUGUGUCUUCCAGAAACAAUGUCCUGGCUCCUCAGGAUAAUUCACCGUGUUUCACUGCUUCUCUAUAAAAACUGUUGACAAGUUUUGUUGCUUACAGAAACCCCAAAACUAUCUGCAUGUGGCUAGAUGCCAUGUUGAGCUCAGUGGGAAAAUGUUUAUACAUUUUCUUGUGACGUGGGUGAAGCAACCCAUAAUCCAUAUUGUUAAUAAAUGAUUACUUGUAUAGCCUGGUAUUUGUUUGAAAUAAGUAUAGGAAUUUAUUAUGACCCAUUAAACCCUUGAAAUGAGCUUUGUAAAAAGUACCUGUAAAAUGCUGUUGCCCAGUAAUACAGUAUAUAAAUUAUAUAUGAAAUAUUAAAUUGCAAAAUACCUUCAGAAACGACUGUUGUCACUUUCCCACUCUAUACGUUUAAAUAGUUUUUAUUCAAGGUAACAUGAGGGGAAAGAUUUCUGGGGUGCUAAAAUCAACAACUGCCAUUACCGAAUUAAUGUACCAAAAAUCACAGAAUUUUAUAAUGACAAUGUGGAUUGGUGGAUAUUUGUCCAAGCAAGUGAUAAAUAUGACAAAGACAGUAAAACAGUACUCUUCAAGUACAUGUAACAUGGUUUUUAGCAAAUUAAGAGGCAAAGUUGAUUUUUCCACAUACCUUGACAGACUUAAUAUUUAAAAAUGAUUAAAAACAAUGGCCAGGGCCUACUUAUUUUAUUCUUUAUUUCAGCCUCUUAAUGAAAAUAAGACAAAUUUGGCCCAUAUCUGUAAUCUGAUGUGAGUAACAGGAUCCCUAUAAUUCCUAUAAUUUCCUUGAUUGUCAAGCAUAAGAGGGUAAGGAAAAAGCAUUGCAGUGGUGGAGUUAAAGAUAGGGUUCACCUCUUCAAUGCAAAGCUGUUUUAUGACUCAAAGUGACACAAGGUGGCAGCAAUGAGUCAGGAUAUGUUUUAAUUCUGUUGUUUGAGAGGCUGUAUGACUUACUGACUAAACUACAGUACAUUCAGAAACCAUUGUGAUAGUCUACAAUGUUAAAUAUGUCAGAACACAGUGUCAGGUGUAAAUAAAAAGGCCAGGAAUCUCUUACUCUAAGA
Molecule: messenger RNA, 3117 nt
Organism: Sander lucioperca (pikeperch)
Lineage: Eukaryota; Metazoa; Chordata; Actinopteri; Perciformes; Percidae
Gene: fbxl15
Product: F-box and leucine-rich repeat protein 15
Exons: 6
Coding region: 182-1063 (293 amino acids)
Molecular function (GO): protein binding
Source: RefSeq, a predicted model, not a curated record